AUGUCGACGUUUGUGACUAUCGACAGCAACAACACUGAAGAGGAGGACUCUGCCUCGUUGAUUCCUGACGAGCAGCAGCCAGAGUUUGCAGUGGACGAUGGCGGCCACAACGAGAUGAUGACUAAUGCUAGCAGUACCGAAGAACAAGACGAAGAAGACCCCCGUUGUAUUCUGGCCAUGCUUCCCUUUCAACUGGGCGGUUUGACGCAUCCUUCGAGUUUCAGUCAAAUGGCCGCCGGUUUGUUGGCAUUGGAUCAUUUCGAUACGGGCGAUUCCUCGGUGGUUCCAGGAUUGGCGGACCGCAAAGCGGCGCAGUGUCCCGAUUUGACGGAUUUGAAGGCCUUCUUUGUCGAUUCGAAAGGCGAUGCCACGGUCGUAUCGGAAUAUUUGAUUCAACAAGUCGCUCUUGACAACCAAAAGUACUUGGCAUUGGUGGGAUUACCGAGCAACGACGCCGCCUUGGCCGCCCUGCAAAUUGCCGUGGGGAUGCAGAUUCCCAUGGUCACGCACGGUGCUGAUUCGACGUCGAUUGGAAAUCCCCGUUGGUACAAUGGAUUGGGAGUCAGUACCAAUGUCGAUUUGCACGUCAUGGGACAAAUGAUUGUCAAUUACUUGGUACGACGACAAGGACGACGAGAAGUAUUGGCCACCGUGGCCGUCACCCACGAAUUUGGAGCCGAUUUGCGACAAGAAAUCGACAGCAAUAGUAUGGGAAUUCUGUGUAGCGAUUGCGACAAUAAUACUGAACAACAACACAACUGUUUCUCCCGACACGACAGUUACGCUCUGGCGCCACCCUUUACGGGAUACGAGCCCAAUCGCGGCGCCGGCUAUGCGCUCCAACAAAUCAAGAAAGCGGGCAUUCGCAACAUUGUCAUGAUUCUCAGUGCACCUCAUGCCCAAUUGCCCGCCAUUGCCGAUCACGCGGCCGAAUUGGGAAUGCUGGACGACAACAAUAGUGGCAAGUACGUCUGGGUAUUGGCGGCCGAACGGACGCAACAACUCAGUGACAUUACACGGGUCGCCGCGUUGAACCACAACAUGUCGACAUUACUCCAGGGCAUGGCCACUCUGGUUCCUUUGGAUGGAUUCUUGUAUACGAACUCGACAGAAGAAGAUGAUCGAUUCUUGCAAGCCUGGAAACAACAAAAUGCCUCCUUUGUCGAUCGAGUCAAUGCGGCGUUGCCCGUUCCACCCAAUCAAACGGGAUACUAUCGGGCGCCGCCGGAUUAUUUUCAAACGCACAUGCCCAUGCCGGGAGCGGGAUUCUUGUACGAUGCCAUUAUGACCGUGGCGUUGGGGAAAUGUGCCGUGAUACACAAACAACAGCAACAACCAAAAGGAGAUCGUGGGCCCCCGCCUGAAGGGGGUCCUCCACCUGAAGGUGGUCCUCCCCCUGACGACAAUGGCCCUCCGCCUGAUGGUGGUGGUCCUCCACCGGAUGGAAGUGGGCAACGAAAACGACGAACACUCCUCAAAGGUGUUCGUCAACAAAAGUCUCACGACCAACUGGAACAGCAGUCACAGCAAGCACAGAGGAGACUCCAGCCGCCCAAAAAGAAAAAAUCCACCAACAAUCCGCUCCGAUUGGCCAUUAAAGAACUAGACUUUGAGGGGGCCACGGGACGAGUGCGAUUCGUCGACCAGGGGGAAUAUUCAGGAAACCGAGACACCGCCACUGUCGUCUUUGGAACCUACAAUUUUCGAACCAACAACGGCAAUGAGUCCACGUACCAUCUGACCGACAUUCAUCACGGUCUGCCGGACGAAACGGGGGAAUGGGUGGAUGGACCCGACGCUCCUUUUAUCUACUCGAAUGGUCUAUCGACGCCACCCGUGUUGAAUCGAGACUUGCCAGAACAAAACUAUCUGCAAAAGGGAGUCCACGUGACGGGCUUGUUCUUUUUGGCCGUGGCGUUGUUGGCAGCACUGGCGUCGGCGGCAUUGGUCAUUGUCAAGGCCGAUGCAGGGCCCAUUCGACAGUCUCAACCACCCUUUUUGCUACUGUUGAUCCUGGGAGCCACCAUCAUGUCGUUUGCCAUACUCACGUCGGCAUUUGAUGAAUCGUAUGGAUGGACCGAUUCCAUGCUGGAUGCGGCCUGCACGGCGACUCCUUGGCUGGUAUUUGCCGGAUACAAUAUUAUCUAUCUGGCUCUGUUUUCCAAGCUCUUGCGCAUCAACAAGGUCAUGCAGUUUCGUCGCGUACAAGUCACCGUGACCAAAGUGCUGAUUCCCUUUGUGGUCAACAUGCUCUUGACGGUAGCGAUUCUCAUUGCAUGGUCUGCGGCAGACCCCAGACAAUGGGUACGCUCGAUCAUUGAUGAAGACACUGCCGAAUCCUACGGGAAAUGCCAAAGCGACAAUUCGCUUCCAUAUCUGAUUCCAUUGAUCUGUCUCCUCGCCCUGUCCACCGUUGGGUGCGGUGUCAUGGCAUACAAAUGCCGUGAUAUCGAGGAACGAUUCUCGGAUUCCAACUACAUUUUUUACACCAUUUUUGUACAGAUUCAAGUCCUGCUUGUGGGGAUCCCAAUUUUGGUUAUUCUGGACGACGCUUCUGCCAACGCGGCGUAUCUCGGGCGGUCCCUUUUGAUCUUUGUGAUUGUCAUGACGACGCUGCUGUUGAUGGUUGCUCCCAAAGGCAUGCGAAUAUGUUUUGAGAGUGCUGAACAAAAGACAUCGUUCCGGACGGCAGGAAGUGGGAAGGUCAAAGUCAGCAACUUCAACGUUUCUUCCACUGCUAGCAUUAAGUCGAAAGAACUGACAAUCGCCAGGGGAGAGUUCGAAGAGAUUGCGAAGGAACAUUCCGCAGAAGAUUGCUUCAAGGACGAUCGCGAAUCCGAGUCCGCCCUUUUCAGCAAUGAGUGUGUCGCAGAGCUUGCCGCAGAAGAAGCAGGGGUCGUCUUUGGUGACAAGGUACUUGGAAAGUAG
Messenger RNA from Seminavis robusta, 2928 nucleotides. The record is from the annotation of a GenBank genome assembly. NCBI's taxonomy places the organism in Eukaryota, Bacillariophyta, Bacillariophyceae, Naviculales, Naviculaceae.